Messenger RNA from Thlaspi arvense, 852 nucleotides. The record is from the annotation of a GenBank genome assembly. NCBI's taxonomy places the organism in Eukaryota, Viridiplantae, Streptophyta, Magnoliopsida, Brassicales, Brassicaceae.
AUGCCUUUGAAAUUCCCUAUCCGAAUACGAUUCUUCACCCAUCCUCUUCCGGGUACUCGUAUCGUUUCCUUGAAUUCCGGUGCACGAGCUCAUCACUCCUCUAGCUCCGUCCCUUUUCUUUUCCGGGUAUUCUCUUCCAGGUUGAACUACUUUGCAUUCGGGUCUCGCAUCAACUUCUCUUCUCGUCCGAGCGGAGACCUACCCGAAUUUGGGCAGCGGAGUCGAGGUGAUGGAGAUAUCCGCGCGUCAAGGAGCUUGAUCGACGACGAGGAAGAGCUCAGUAACUGGGUAAGCGAUUUGAGGCCUGGAUCGUUUCGUUUCCAUCUCACUAGCGAAGAUGACGAUUCGGGUCCAGACGCGGAGGAUCGUAGCAGGGGAAGAAACCAGGACAAGGGUGCGAAGAGUGGAAGGGAAAGAGAGUCUGAUGAGUUUAGGGGUUUCAACAGAAGAGGAACUCGCAAUCAAGUUGGUUCUUUUAGGGAUAAGCGGUAUGGUGAUAGAGACACUGGAUUGAGUGGUCAGGGGUCUUUUCGUGGGAGGAAGGAGAGAAGUUUAGAUUCAGGAAUCAGGAGAGAUAGAGGUAGAGAUAGAGAAGACUACAAGGGUUUAAGGAAGCGGGAACAGCUUCUUGAGGACGAAAGCAGUGAUGAGGAUGUGAAGAGUUUAGUAAUGGGAGGCUUUGGGGAUUUGCUUAGUGAAGAUGAUGAAGAAGAGGACCAAGACUGUGACUUUCUCAGGGACAAAGCAGCUUCUGCUUUUGGGUUUGACAAGGAGAAGGCUAUUGGAGCGGACAAGGCUAGGAAUGCAGAUCAUGUUAAAACUUCAGAUUCUUAUUUGACCAAGACAAGGUAA